Salvelinus fontinalis (brook trout) is the source of this 6187-nucleotide messenger RNA. RefSeq names its product neuroblast differentiation-associated protein AHNAK-like. Gene Ontology annotation, biological process: regulation of RNA splicing. Gene Ontology annotation, cellular component: nucleus; cytoplasm. Lineage: Eukaryota; Metazoa; Chordata; Actinopteri; Salmoniformes; Salmonidae. The coding region runs from base 390 to 5864 and encodes 1824 amino acids. The record is from RefSeq and is a predicted model, not a curated record. The transcript has 5 exons.
UUGGCGUGGCGAGUGCUCCGUUUUUUUUCUCCCCCCCUUUAUCUCACAGUUCCAGUCUUGAGAGGCCAGGUUUCAGUGAUCACGGUGCCUACCUGGACUGGGGAAGUUGUGUGUGACGGUGUGUGGCUGGGAAGACAUGCCGAAUGUGGAACCAGUUUGUCUGCUUUGGGGAGAGUAUGCUUUCGCUGACGUGAGGCACGGUGUAGGCAGUCUUACAGGAGUAAACGGCAGGGACCGAUAACAUUGUGUCGCAACUCUCUCAUAUUGACGGUUAAACUCUUCAAUGGCUGAAUAACAAGAACAAACACAGUCAAACUACCCCAAUGGAGCCAAAGGUUUAAACAGAAGAACUUUUCAUUAAAGGCUGCUGUGAAAACACCAGAAGGAUCAUGCCUGGUCACCGUAGGGGAAGGAGCUUCUCUGAGGGGCUAAUGCUGGAGGAAUCAGAAAAGGGAGGAUUGGUCGUCUCCAGCGUUAUCGGUGGCUCCUCUGGCAAUCAGGGGCUCAAAGAAGGAGAUGAAAUUGUGGGUGCCACAAUCAACUUUGACCAACUUUCGAAAGACGAUGUGUUGAAAAUACUGAAGCUGAUGGCUGAUAAUGGAUUUGAUGAGAAGGUUCAAGUUCUGACGAAAAAUAAUUUGAGCAAGAGUAUGGGGACCUUGGACAGCAUCAAAGCACCAGAGGAGAUGCUGAAGGAUUCAUAUAGUAGACUCUACAAUGCCAAAAUAAAUAGGUUCAUGAAGGAUGACAGCCCUGGACAACCUGCAGGUGCUAGGAAAAGAGGCUCCCAUAAAGGACAGGUUAAGGGCAAGGGACCGAGACCUGUCUGGGACAAACCUAAAGUUAAAGGUGACCUCAAACCCCCUGUCCUCACCAUGGAUUACCCAGUUGUGGAGACACCCAAAGUAGAUGCUCCUACCUACCUAGAGUCUCCAGACCUCAAAUUCUCUGCUCCAAAGUUAGAGGUGCCUAAACUUGAUGUCAAAGGCGUGGUACCUGAUGCUCGCGGUGGAGAACUUUCAUUGCCUAAUGCCAACAUUAGUACAUCAGAUCUCUCCCUGCCUCGUUUAAAUGGGUCACUUAACAUUGAUGCUCCAGCAGUUAACCUGAAAAGGCCAUAUCUUGAAACUGAUAUAGAUGCUAUUGAUGCUCCAGAAUUUGAUAUGUCUUUGCCCGACGUUGACCUCAAACACCCUGAUCUUGACCUGAAAGUUAUAGAUCCACUUCCCAAAGUUGUAGGAGAUAUCAAUGUCCCGGAAGCAGAGCUCAAUCUACCAGAGGGGGUUGUCACUGCACCUACUUUAAAUAUCAAUGCCCCAAAGCUUCAUAUUGAAAGAACAGGCAAAAUGUUCAAAAUGCCCAGAUUUAAGAUGCCUGACUUGGGUCUCUCUGGACCCAGUGUAAAUGUACCCAACCUUGAGGUUGAUACACCAAAUAUGAGGAUCCCAGAUAAAGAUAUGCCAGGAGUUAAUCUCAAAGGUCCCCAACUAGACCUACAAGCAGCAGAUGGUAAUCUCAAAGGUCCUAAUCUAGACCUGCAAGCCCCAGAUGUCAGCAUGGUGAAUAUGCCUUCAAGUAAAAUCAGAGUCCGGUCCUCCAAGAAACUGAAAAACCCAAACCUUGAUGUGGAUGAUCCCUCUGGUUUUUUUGAAUUGCCUAAGGUUAGGCUCUCUCGCAGAGUACCAAAAGGACCAGAUUUAGACAUUGAUACAGUUUUAAAGACUGCAGACAUGCAUCUUAAAACCUCUUUGAUUGGUGCUCCUGACCUGAAUGUCCCUGAUGUAGAUUUACCUUCAGUAGACCUUAAAGGUUCCAAAAUAGAUCUAGAAUUGCAAGAUGCAAACAUUGGUAUCCCAUCUGGGAAGAUCAAAAAAACAAAUCUUGGUAUGCCUGACUUUGAUAUAUCUGGACCAAGAGUUAGGACUCCAGACCUGGACCUCUCAGCGGAUGAAAUGUGUCUAUCAGACGUCUGUUUGCCUGACCUCAGUACUCCAGAUAUUGGCAUACCCUCAGGUAAAUUCAAACUAACGAAACCGCAUGCAGAACUCAAAGCUCCUGAUUUCGAUGUGGAUGCCCCCUCUGGUAAACUGAAGAUGCCCAAAUUUGGCUUCUCUGGCCUAAAAAGACCAGAUCUGGGCAUUGAUGCUGAUGUAAAAACACCAAAGCUAAGUCUCAAAGCUCCCAAGAUAAAAGGUGGACUUGAUGCACCUGACUUGAACUUACCCAAAGUCGACCUGAAAGCACCUAAGUUAGAUGUAAACACUCCAAAUAUUGACAUUGAUGCACCCUCAUUAAAAUUCAAAAUGCCAAAGUUUAAGAUGUCUAAAUUUGCCCUUUCGGGCCCUAAAGGGCCAGAGGUUGGCAUUGAUGGAGAGUUGGAUGGACCAGACCUGAGCUUAUCAUCUUCCAAAUUAAAACAGCCAGAUGUGGAUGUUGGUAGCUCAUCUGGAAAAUUCAAGAUGCCAAGUUUUAAAAUGCCAGACUUUGGCUUCUCAGGCCCAGAUGUUCAAGGGCCUGACUUUGAGGUAAAGAAUCCAGACUUGGAUCUUUCAGCCCCCAAGUUUAAAGGGGGGAUUAGUCACCCUGAUUUGAAUCUGCCAGAUGUAGACCUCAAAGGCCCCAAAUUAGACUUUAAUGCACCAAAUGUAAACUGUAAUAUGCCCUCAGGUAAUGUCAAAGUACCUACAUUGAAUAAACCAAAGGUUAAUCUGAAUGCUCCUGAUCUGGACAUUGAUGGCCCCUCUGGUAAACUGAAAAUGCCCAAAUUUGGGCUGUCUGGUAAAAUGCCAAAAUCCACAAAACUGAAUCUCAAAGCCCCAAAGCUAAAGGGGGGAAUUGAUUCCCCAGAAUUGAAUUUUCCAGAUGCUGAUCUCAAAGCCCCUAAACUAGAUGUAAACACCCCAGAUCUUGACAUCGGUGCACCCAUUGGGAAAUUCAAAAUGCCCACAUUUAAAAUGCCUAAAUUCAGAGGCCUAAAGGGACCAGAUGUUGACAUAGAUGGAGACUUAGAGGGCCCAGAUAUAGAUAUCAAUGCCCCCGCAGCUAACCUCAAAGGUCCCAAAACAGGUCUAAAAAUGCCAGAUUUGAAGAUGCCUGAUUUUGGGCUAUCUGGGCCAAAUGUAGAUGAACCUGACUAUGACUUACCUGAUAUUGGCCUCUCAGCCCCAAAGUUAAAAGGGGGAAUCAGUCCCCCUGAUUUAAGACUACCUAAGGGUCAUCUCAAAGGGCCUAAACUAGAUCUCAAUGCUCCAGAUUGUGAUGUUGAUGCUCCCUCUGGUAAACUGAAAAUGCCCAAAUUUGGGCUCUCUGGUACAAUGCCAAAAUCUCCAAACUUGAGGCUCAAAGCUCCAAAGAUGAAGGGGGGAAUUGAUUUUCCAGACCUGAAUUUCCCAGAUGCUGACCUCAAAGCCCCUAAACUAGAUGUGAAUGCUCCAGAUCUUGACAUCAAUGCACCCUCAGGGAAAUUCAAAAUGCCUAAAUUCAGAGGCCUGAAGGGACCAAAUGUUGACAUUAAUGGCGCUAUAGAGGGACCAGAUCUGAACUUGUCAUCUUCCAAACUCAAGGGUCCCAAAGCAAACCUCAACAUUCCAGAUGCUGAUAUUGACAGUCCAUCAGGAAAAUUCAGAAUGCCAACUUUCAAGAUGCCAGAUUUAGGUUUAUCUGGACCAAAAGUUAAGGGGCCUGACUUGGAUCUUUCAGCCCCCAAGUUUAAAGGGGGAAUUAGUCACCCAGAUUUGGAUCUGCCAGAUGUUGACCUCAAAGGCCCCAAAUUAGACCUCAAUGCACCAGAUGUAAACUUUAAUAUGCCCUCAGGUAAUGUCAAAGUACCUACAUUGAAUAAACCAAAGGUUCAUCUGAAUGCUCCUGAUCUGGACAUUGAUGGCCCCUCUGGUAAACUGAAAAUGCCCAAAUUUGGGCUGUCUGGUAAAAUGCCAAAAUCCACAAAACUGAAUCUCAAAGCCCCAAAGCUAAAGGGGGGAAUUGAUUCCCCAGACCUGAAUUUCCCAGAUGCUGACCUCAAAGCCCCUAAACUAGACAUGACUGCUCCAGAUAUUGACAUCAAUGCACCUUCUGGGAAAUUCAAAAUGCCCAAAUUUAAAAUGCCUAAAUUCAGGGGCCUAAAGAGACCAGAUGUUGACAUUGAUGGAGACUUAGAGGGCCCAGAUAUAGAUAUCAAUGCCCCCACAGCUAACCUCAAAGGUCCCAAAACAGGUCUAAAAAUGCCUGAUUUGAAGAUGCCUGAUUUCGGGCUAUCUGGGCCAAAUGUAGAUGCACCUGGUUAUGACUUAACUGAUACUGAUCUCUCAGCCCCAACGCUAAAAGGGGGAAUCAGUCCCCCAGAUUUGAGGCUACCUAAGGAUCAUCUCAGACGGCCCAAACUAGACCUCAAUGCUCCAGAUAUGCCCUCAGGUAGAUUCAGAGUUCCAACCAUAGAAAGGCCAAAUGGUAGCAUCAAAGCCCCUGGUUUUGACAUCAGCACUCCUACAUUCAAAAUGCCCGAAAUGCCUAAAUUUAUGUUGUCUAGUUCAAAAAGACCAGAUCAAGACAUAAGUGCUGACAUAGGUUUGAAAUUGUCAAAGAUGAAAGGUGGGAUUGGUUCACCAGACCUGGACCUACCUACAGUUGACCUAGAAGCCCCUAACAUGGAUUUAAACACUCCAGAUAUGAACAUUGAUUCACCUUCUGGGAAUUUCAAAAUGCCCCACCUCAAAAUGCCUAAAUUCAGCCUUUCUGGUCUGAAUGGUCCAGAUGCUGGAAUAGAUGGAGACAUUGAUGGACCGGACCUGAGCUUGUCAACCCUGAAAGUAAACACAGGGAUCGGUUGUCCAGAUUUAGACAUAAAUGUUCCCUCUGGUAACCUCAAAGGCCCCCAAGCUGAUCUCAAUUUGCCAGACAGUGACAUUGCUAUACAAUCUCGAAAAUUCAAACUGCAAUCCUUUAAAUUGCCUCAGUAUGGAAAUCCCAAUCUAAGGGCAGGUACAGAUAUGGACUUUAUGAAAACAAAUGACAUUUCUCCUCCAAAGGCUAAAGUGGAUCUAAAAGCACCAGACUUGAAAGUUAGUCACCCAGAUGUCAGCCUGAGUUUACCCAAAGCUGAUAUCAGAGGCCCAGAAUACAAAGUGUCAUCGCAUAGUAAACACAGAUCUGAUAUCCCAGGUGAAGCGCAUAUAAAAUUGCGGACAAUGGACAUAGAUACCGAAGUGACACUGCCACACACUGAUAGGAAGUCUAGGAAGGUCAAAGGAAGGGCCAGUGAUCCCAUUGCAGAUAUAGAAUUGCCAAAAGUUGAGUACAAAGCAUCGGGUUUAGAUCUGCGAAGUUCAGACCUUAACGAUCCCACAGGGAAAUUAAAAAUUCCCAAAUCCAAGACUAAAUUGGGUAGUCAUACAAGAAUACCAGACUAUGAUAUAGACUCAAGUCUUGCCAGUAUUAACGCCUCAGUCCCUAAACUCCCACCCCAAAGGUAUGGAGUAGAGGUUUCACAGCCAGAUUUACAUUUGAGUAGAACUGACCUCAAGGGCAAUAAACAUCAUAGAAAAGCCCCAGCUGGUGAAACUGGCAGAACAAAAAGGAGAAGUCCAAAACAGUCUGAAAUUGGAAUGUCUAUACCAAAUUUUACCCAUGGUUCAAAUCCCAAAAUGUCUGAAGAUAAAGAAGGAUAUUUUGUCACUGCAUUUCCCAAACAUCUCAAAGGGGAUGUACCAGAUGGAACUGGGAGCCUGAAAAAUCGGCACAAGGAAGAGUCAAACCGUAGAUCUCAUACACUCAGAAGUCUCGAUUUCAGUGCAUCAAAUGUGGACCUUGAAGUUCCAGAAGAUGAGACCUUAAAAGGGUCAACAUUCUGGCUUUCAAAGCUUAUAUAGCGUUCAGACAACUGACUAAAUGUAAUUUUAGGCUUGUUUGAAUCACAAUCUUCUGUUGAAACAUAAUGCAGAAAACGUCUGUUACGUAUAAAACAAGCAUCAGAUUAUUUGCACAUAUUUGUACUUUUUUAUUGCCAUUUGUAUUGGCAUUGGCAUUUGUUAUGAACAUGUUGAAAACGAAUGUGUAAAGCUUUCUUUUGUCAAGUGAUUUAAAAAAUGUAUGAAAGGUUUAUGUUCUGCUGAUAAGCUAUUUGAAUGGUAUUUUUACUAUACACUUGCUACAUUGUAAUAAAAUAAAAUGGGAUUUAGUAACUUUUAUAAAA